AUGAUACCUGCAGAACGACGUUUUAUGACUAGUGGCCUUGUCACCUUUGUUCAGGGUCUGGUGGGGAAGAAAGUGUUUGCGGAGCUUCGAGCCGGUGUAAUUGCAAUUGGCAUACUCAUUGACUGCGAUCAUUAUCUAAAUUUGCGGAUUCGUAAUGCCAUAAUACUUCGUGCACGAAAAGCAGAGCGUUUCGAGGAGUUUUUUGUUUCUGGACGGCAUUUGAGACACUGGGACAAAGGUUAUGAUGAAGACUACUGUCAGGGCUCCGUUUCCAAUAAGUCAUCUAAACUGAAAAAAGUCGAUUAA
Necator americanus (New World hookworm) is the source of this 306-nucleotide messenger RNA. RefSeq lists its product as uncharacterized. The record is from RefSeq and is a predicted model, not a curated record. Gene Ontology annotation, biological process: mRNA 3'-end processing by stem-loop binding and cleavage. The transcript is spliced from 3 exons. Gene Ontology annotation, cellular component: nuclear body; cytoplasmic U snRNP body. Gene Ontology annotation, molecular function: histone pre-mRNA DCP binding; U7 snRNA binding. NCBI's taxonomy places the organism in Eukaryota, Metazoa, Nematoda, Chromadorea, Rhabditida, Ancylostomatidae. Bases 1 to 306 code for a protein of 101 amino acids.